Procambarus clarkii (red swamp crayfish) is the source of this 1773-nucleotide messenger RNA. RefSeq names its product ethylmalonyl-CoA decarboxylase. The record is from RefSeq and is a predicted model, not a curated record. Lineage: Eukaryota; Metazoa; Arthropoda; Malacostraca; Decapoda; Cambaridae. Gene Ontology annotation, cellular component: cytosol. Gene Ontology annotation, biological process: fatty acid beta-oxidation.
UGUAACAGAAGCCCUCAAAGAUUGAGGAAAGAUGUACACGUUCGUAAGUAUUUGCGUGAAGGGGUGAGCGAGGACCGUCAGUACCGCCGCCGGCCGCUACACCAGCUGAAGGGUCGCCGGGAUAAGACAGCUUUUUAGCCUUUACUACUCACCAAGUCCACCGCCGCUGCUUGUGAGGAAGCUCCAAGAUCACAGCACAUUGUUCUGCAAGCUUCUGGCUAGUCUUUACAGGAAUGUUCUUGAAGAAAAGUUGCAAUAUUCUUUAUCGACAUGAAGUUAACUCUCUGAUUCACUGGAGGAAUUGUAGCUCACUAAUAAUCAAAGCACGAGAAAAACUUGCAUCCCUUGGGGAAGGACAAGUUUCUCUGGUAAAGGAUAAUGGAUCUGGGAUUGCAACUAUCACAUUGGCACAUGAACAGAAAAAGAAUGCUCUUUCAGGUAAAAUGAUGGUGCAGUUAGCUGACAUUGUUGAGGAAUUAGACUCCUGGUCCUUGGGAAAGGGUGUGAUCCUGCAGGCUCAAGGAGAUACAUUUUGCUCUGGUGGAGAUUUGACUACUGUGAGAGCUAUAAGCAAUCCUGAGGAUGGAUUAUUAAUGUCAACUUUCAUGCACAAAACUCUCACACAACUCUAUUGCUUACCGCUUAUCACAGUUUGCCUUGUACAUGGCAAAGCAUUAGGUGGAGGAGCCGAGCUGACAACUGUUACUGAUUAUCGAAUAUUGACCACUGAAGGGAAAAUUGGUUUUGUCCAGGGUCGAAUGGGAGUUGUUACUGGUUGGGGUGGUGGAACAAGGUUGGUUAAACUUCUAGGCUCUCGUUUUGCACUUGAACUUCUUAGCACAUGUCGAAUGCUUAAUGGAAACGAAGCAUUUGAAAUAGGAUUGGCAGAUCAUAUUGUUGAUGUAGUAAAUAGACACGAUGAAACAAAAAACUGGCUAACUGCCAGAAUAUCCCAUGAACCAGAGGUAAUUCAAGCCAUGAAGAAAAUACUUAUUGGUGCUCGAGACUUAUCCCUUGAAGAUGGGCUUCUGAAUGAAAGACUGAAUUUUGCUCCAUUAUGGGGAGGACCAGCCAAUAUGAGAGCAUUGGAUAAAAAUAUUAAACAUAAAUGAAUUUUAUUAAAUAUAUUUUUUUACUCAUCUUUAUCAGAAUUUUUUUUUUUUAAAUGUAUGAAAAAUAAUAAUAUACAUUAGAGUAUAGUUGAUAAAUACUGUGUGUACAUCCAUGUGCCAGACUUUGCCAUAAUGUUGAUAGAAUGGGUUGAAAGUGUGAGUGCAAUUUGAAUUUGUACUCAUUGGUGAAAUGAAAUCCUAUGUUUGUUGGGUAUAUAUCUUAGUUUUGUAAAUAUGAAGUAAAUUGUAGAUUUAUCAACUUCAAUAUGAAAUAGUGUCACCUAGAUAAAUGUGGGUAAUUACUUCAGUAAUUACCCAAGUGUAGUUACAGGAUGAGAGCUGCAGUUGUGUUGUCCCGUCUUCCCAGCACUGUCAUAUAACGCUUUGAAAUUACUGACGGUUUUGGCCUCCACUAUUAUGAAUGUGUGUGUGUGUGUGUGUAUGUACAUAUGUAUGUUUAUUUGUAAAGGUACUUGGGCAGCAGGUAUACAAAUAAAUAGGGUAUUUGGUUAAAUAUAACCUCCCAGGAAUUAUGAUUAAAGGAUCUACUUAGCUAAAAUGCAGUGCUUAACUUUACCCAUGAACUAGGCAUCACAAAUUGCAUUCCCUUACCUCGAUGUCUGUCAGAACCAGACAACGUCUUCACCACAGGAGUUUAUAC